Molecule: messenger RNA, 2545 nt
Organism: Nicotiana tabacum (common tobacco)
Lineage: Eukaryota; Viridiplantae; Streptophyta; Magnoliopsida; Solanales; Solanaceae
Product: protein GRAVITROPIC IN THE LIGHT 1-like
Biological process (GO): negative gravitropism; response to red or far red light
Source: RefSeq, a predicted model, not a curated record
UUAGAAAUCUUUGCUUUAAAUAUACACUCUGACUUUCACUCUCUUAAAUGACCAGCAAAUUAUUUCAGGGGUAGUUGGAAGUAUUUAUUAACUUUCCCUUGUUGCUUUCCUUUCUCACACAAAAAAAAAACAGCAAAAAAAAAAAGAAAAAGCUAGUACUAUGACAUUUUCUACUGCUACUAUCUUAAGCUUAUUAUAUGCACCUCAAUGAAUGAUUUCUCUUUCUCGCGCCAAAUCUUUGCUUUUACCAUUCACCUCUUAACCUAUUCCUUCACCUUCAACCUUGAGUCAAAUAAGAGGGACUCUGCUUUUCCCUCCUUUUCCCUCUGCCAUAUCCUCUCUUUAAUUUCCCCUCUUUUUUGGACUUUUUAAGCACACCCUUUUCCUUUUUCCCUCAAAUAUUUUCUUCCUUCAGUUCACACUUCAAACUUCAAAGACUCCAUUUUUCAUGUCCUAAAAUUUAAUCACCCAUUUUUCUCCCACUCAGCAUUCCUCUGCAUCUCAUCAGCUCAUAGAGAUCAAAUGGAUUCAGUGAGACCAACUCCAGUUCCAACUAAAAGCAAGCUAGCAAAGACAUUUCACAGAGUAAUCCAUGGCAAAAAAUCCUCAAAACCAUUCUCAAAUAAUGGGUUCUGCCUCCUCAUACCUCAAGAAAAGCUCAGGUGUUGUGAGUCCCAACACUUUGACAAAGAAGAAAUUGAAGAGUGCAAAGAACAUUCCAAGAACAAAGCUGUUAUGGAAGCCUUCGUUGCUAAGCUUUUUGCCACAGUUUCCUCUGUUAAAGCUGCUUAUGCUGAGCUUCAGUUAGCUCAGUUCCCUUAUAACAGUGAAGCAAUCCAAGUUGCAGAUCAAGCUGUGGUAAAUGAACUCAAAGCUUUAUCUGAACUCAAACACAGUUACCUCAAAAAACAAAUUGAUUCUUCACCACCCCAUGUAACCCUAAUGCUUGCUGAGAUUCAAGAACAGCAAUCUGUCAUGAAAACUUACGAAAUUACUAUGAAGAAAAUGCAAGGUGAAAUUGAGUCCAAAGGGUACAGCAUAUCUUCUCUCCAAAAUGAGCUACAAGAAACCAUUCAAAACAACAAAUCAUUAGAGAGAAAGCUUAAUGCUAGUGGAUCAUUUUCUAUUCUUGAUAAUGUCAAGUUAUCUGACGUAAACCCUAAAGAUUUUAUCAUGGUUUUGCACUAUGCCAUGAGAUCUAUACGCAACUUUGUCAAGUUCUUGAUUAAAGAAAUGGAGUCUGCUAACUGGGAUAUUGACGCUGCUACAAACUCUAUUCAAAAUGGUGUCACUUUCCACAAGAGUAAUCACAGGGCUUUUGCCUUUGAGUCCUUUGUUUGCAGGGAGAUUUUCAGUGGGUUUAACGAGCCUGCAUUUUCUGUUCAGAACGACGAUUCUUUAUUUUCCGGUGGAACAAAUCGCCGGAGUUUCUUCUUUGAACAGUUCAAGAAGCUGAAAUCUGUGAGUGUAACCCAUUUUCUCAAGCAGAAUCCUUCUUCUCUGUUUGGAAAAUUCUUGAAGGCUAAAUACCUUCAUUUGGUUCAUCCAAAAAUGGAGUUUUCAUUCUCCGGGAACUUGAAUCAGAGGAAGCUUGUGAACUCCGGCGAGUUCCCGGAAACAGAGUUCUUCAAGGUUUUUAGCGAGAUGGGGCGGCGUGUGUGGCUUUUGCAUUGCUUAGCCUUCUCUUUUGAUCAACAAGUUAGCAUUUUUCAAGUGAGGAAGAGCUGUAGAUUUUCUGAGGUUUACAUGGAAAGUGUCACGGACGAGAUUUUUUCAGCUGCCGGCGGCGAGUUCAAAGUGGCAUUCACGGUGGUUCCGGGGUUUAAUGUUGGGAAAACGGUGGUACAAAGUCAGGUAUAUUUAUCUCCGAUCACUCCGCCGGCCAAGCACUAACGGUAAAUAAAUAUUAGUGGAGAUUAAGUAAAGUCAUAUCCUCACUCGCUCCAGCCUCCACGCACCUCCUCAAGUGGUGGAGCUCCGCCAUAGCAUGUAAAUAGUUAGAUCAGCUAUCAACUUUCAUCAAUAAAAUGAGUUGAUCAAACAAUUUACAUGGCACAGUGAGUAAUACUACUAGCUUACUACCCAUGAGGGAGGCGCGUGAGAGUUGGCGCGGGUGGGCUUAAAAGUACGGAUUAUCGUCUCGAAAGUGAUGGGGGGUGCGGUCCAAAGCAGCAAAAGUGGGCUUUUGGGCCCACACGUGAAAGUGGUUCAGGGCUUUCAAAGGAGGGAAAUGAACUGGAUUUUGGAGUAUAGUACAGAAAGAUUGGGCGGUGAGACAAAAGGCGAAGUAGGCUCAGUCAGGUUGUGGGCCCAACAAGCGUAUGUCUUUGUUUCUUUGCUAUCAAAAGUAAGAAGAGCAUGUGGGACCCCUUGUUCUGUGCUUAGAAAAUUGCUAAAUUGUUGUUUAUUCGCAGAUGUACGUUAAAGAAUGAUAGACAUAUGCCUGCAACUUGCAUAUGAGAUUAAUGUGUAUAAAAAAAAAUUAGGUUUAAGUAUUAUAUACAUAAUAUAAAAUAUUAAUAUAUGAUGGUAUCUUUGCGUAGAA